GCUCAUUCCUCGUUAAAAUGUCAAUAAUCGUGAAUCACUGCUAACAUAUCCCCUCUCCUUUUACCUCUUCACUUCAUCCUCCCUAUAUCCGCAUAGAGCCCAUCCAUCCUCUCUUCCAGCCCAUUGAGGCCCGGUGGGCCAUCGGCCUCCAAGAAGUCCAUACGUCUAUUCACCCCCCUGAUUGUCUCCUUCUGGGCCUCCUCAAAAAUUGAUGAAAUAUGAUCUCUUUGUCUCUGGGGUUCUCCGGGUAUCCGUCCCUCAAUUGAUAUAGUUUUGGUCCUCAUAGAAGUCUGGGUUCCCGGGAGCCAGAUAGAUGCCAUCCGGGUUGAUAAUACAAUGUAUGGAUCGCCCCAACAGUGGCGUAUCUUAAAUAGCUCCCUUUAUUGUAGCGUCAACUUAGGGGGUUAUCCUUCCAAAACCACUAUCACAAGGGCUCCCUUCUCAAAUAUCUUACUGGUCCUCGACUUAUGGCGUUACCGUCCCUUACAGAGACACCCGGGAGGAUCUCAGUGGGACUGUACCCCAAGCUCUUUAUGCGUCGGCUACCUAUUCAUACUCCUUAGGACCCCCCCCAUGCUCUUUUCCCACCGCUCCGGGUUGUGGACAGCCUUGUUGAGUGCGGAUUGCACACGGGCAGCACAAGCGUGUAAGCCUCGCAAAGCCGAGUUUAGAGUGAUGUCUUAUGGCGCCGCGGGAAUUGAAUGGUUUCUACGGAGCAGCUGCAAAGGCCUGGUGGAGACUUUUGCUUGGCAGGUAUUGCCGCCAGGUUUUGCAGGGGGGUGCUGUCUCGUGGAGGGGCACGUGACAGCCUACCAGAUUGCGCCUUGCUCUCGGGCUCGGGAGCCACGGAAUGGACGGAUGUCCGACACUUGGACAGUGGGGCGCAAUACAAGGCUUUGAGUGAUCAGACCCUUGCCGCAUCAUUUCCGUCAUCACCGCGCGUUUCGUGGUUUCUUGUCUUCUUCCUCCUGAUCUGUUGUUCGAAUCUCGUGCCCUUCUCCUACAACCUGCUGCUCACGUUCCGAGAGUGAGAGAGGAUAGCGUCUACGCGUGCGAAAGUCGAGCCCAGACACCGCC
Molecule: messenger RNA, 1077 nt
Organism: Ilyonectria robusta
Lineage: Eukaryota; Fungi; Ascomycota; Sordariomycetes; Hypocreales; Nectriaceae
Exons: 1
Coding region: 337-900 (187 amino acids)
Source: RefSeq, a predicted model, not a curated record